This is a messenger RNA of Myripristis murdjan (pinecone soldierfish), 3733 nucleotides long. It is a transcript of the gene mybpc2a, whose product is annotated as myosin binding protein Ca. Gene Ontology annotation, biological process: sarcomere organization. The transcript is spliced from 29 exons. Gene Ontology annotation, molecular function: protein binding. Gene Ontology annotation, cellular component: M band. Lineage: Eukaryota; Metazoa; Chordata; Actinopteri; Holocentriformes; Holocentridae. Bases 54 to 3425 code for a protein of 1123 amino acids. The record is from RefSeq and is a predicted model, not a curated record.
CAAAAAGGGAGGAAGACGCGUUUUUAGAGGAAACAUUAUAGACAGAAACAGACAUGCCUGAGCCCCAGAAGCCAGAAGCCAAGGGCGAUAAGGCUGCAGCAGCCCCUGCUGACAAUAAGGAGAAUUUACCAGGAGAGGAGCCUCAGCUGUCGGAGCUGACCGGCCUGUUCGUGCAGAAACCGGAGACCGUCACGGCAAUAAAAGGCAAGGACAUCACCUUUGUGGCUAAAGUAGAUUCCUCCAACCUGACGAGGAAGCCCGGCAUGAAGUGGCUGAAGGGGAAGUGGCUCGACUUGGGCAGCAAAGCCGGAAAGCACCUGCAAUUCAAAGAGACCUACGACAGGAACACCAAGAUCUACACUUACGAGAUGAGCAUCAUCAAAGUGGUGGAUGCAGACGCAGGUGGCUAUCGCUGCGAGGUCACCUCCAAAGACAAGUGCGACAGCUGCACAUUCGAAGUCUCCGUGGAGGCUGUACAAGAGGAGCAGCAGGCCAACAUCCUGGAGGCGUUUAAGCGAUCUGGUGAUGCAGGUGAGGACGCCGGCGAUCUGGACUUCAGUGCCCUCCUCAAGAAAAGGGAGAAGAAACAAGAGGGUCCUAAAGAGGAAGUGGAUGUGUGGGAAAUCCUGAAGGCGGCCAAGCCCUGCGACUACGAGAAGAUUGCCUUUGAGUAUGGCAUCACAGACCUCAGGGGCAUGCUGAAGAGGCUGAAGAAGAUGAAGAAGGUGGAGCCCAAGAAGAGUGACGCUUUCCUGAAGAAACUGGACCCAGCCUACUCGGUGGACAAAGGCAAGAAGAUCCAGCUGACCGUGGACGUGGCCGACCCCAACGCUCAGGUCAAGUGGCUCAAGAACGGACAGGAAAUCAAACCAUCAGCCAAGUAUGUGUUUGAGAGCGUGGGCAACAAGCGGACACUCACCAUCAACAAGUGCAACCUGUCAGAUGACGCAGCGUACGAGUGUGUGGUGGGAGAGGAGAAGUGCUUCACCGAGGUUUUUGUCAAAGAGCCCCCGGUCACCAUCACCAAGCUGCUGGACGACGUCCACACCGUGGUGGGUGAGAAAGUCGAGUUUGAGGUGGAGGUGUCUGAGGAAGGAGCCAAUGUCAAAUGGAUGAAAGAUGGAGUUGAGUUGACUAGAGAGACAGCGGGCUCUAAGUACAGGUUUAAGAAGGACGGCACGAGGCACAUUCUGAUUAUAAAUGAGGCCACCAAAGAGGACAUAGGGAUGUACCAAGCCCUCACCAACGGCGGGGAGUCGAAGGCGGAGCUGGAGGUUGAAGAGAAGGAGCUGGAGGUUCUGCAGAGCAUCGCUGAUCUGACGGUGAAGGCCUCGGAGCAGGCCAUGUUCAAGUGUGAAGUCUCCGACGACAAAGUGACCGGGAAGUGGUUCAAGGACGGCGUCGAAGUCCAACCCAGCAGUCGCAUCAAAAUGUCACACAUCGGAAGGACCCACAAGCUUACGAUUGAUGACGUGAAGCCCGAGGAUGCUGGAGAUUAUACCUUUGUUCCCGACGGCUACGCUCUUAAUCUCUCCGCAAAACUCAACUUCCUGGAAAUCAAGAUCGACUAUGUUCCCCGCCAAGAUCCUCCCAAAAUCCACCUGGACACGAGCGGCGGCGGCAAUAAGAACACGAUUGUCGUCGUGGCUGGAAACAAACUCCGCUUUGACGUGGAGAUCUCCGGAGAGCCGGCGCCCACCGUGUGCUGGAUGAGAGGAGACCAAGUGAUAGCGGAGGCUGAGGGCAGAGUUCGGGUGGAAACGAGGAAGACCCUGAGCAGCUUCGUCAUCGAGGGGGCGGAGAGAAGCGACGAGGGCAAAUACAACAUCAGCGUGAUCAACCCCGCCGGAGAGGACAAGGCCGAGCUCUUUGUCAAGAUCGUGGAUGUGCCCAACCCUCCUGAGAAUGUCAAAUGCACGUCAGUUGGCGAGGACUGUGCCACGAUCACAUGGGACCCGCCUGCGUUUGACGGCGGAGUUCCCGUUAAAGGGUAUCUGAUGGAGAGGAAGAAAGUGGGCUCGGCCAGAUGGACGAAACUCAACUUUGACGUUUAUGAGUCCACCACGUACGAGGCGAAGAAGAUGAUUGAAGGCGUGCUUUAUGAGAUGAGAGUCUUCGCCGUCAACGGCAUUGGCAUCUCGCAGCCCAGUGGAAACUCAAAGCCCUUCAUGCCCAUUGCCCCCACCAGCGAGCCCAUUCGCCUCACGGUGGACGAUGUGACCGACACUACCUGCGCGCUCAAGUGGCGUCCUCCAGAAAGGAUCGGAGCGGGCGGCAUCAGCGGCUACAUCAUCGAGUACUGCAAAGAAGGAACUGAUCAGUGGGUGCAGGCCAACCAGGAGCCGGUGGAAAAGAACCAGUAUCGGGUGAAGGACCUCCCAGUGGGAGAGAAGAUGCUCUUCAGAGUUGUGGCUGUCAACAUGGCCGGACGCAGCCCCCCCGCCACCCUGGGGCAGGCCGUCACCAUCAGAGAGAUCAUGGAGAACCCAAAGAUCCGCUUGCCUCGCAAUCUGAGAACCAAACUCAUCAGGACGGUGGGCGAGAAGGUCAACUUGGUCAUCCCCUUCCAGGGGAAGCCUCGCCCCGUGGUGACCUGGCUGAAGGACGGCGUGCCCCUGGAGGACAAGACGGUCGGGACUCGAACCAGCGACCUGGACUCCAUCCUCUUCAUCCGCUCGGCAGAGAGAGCCCACUCCGGCAGAUACACGCUGUCCGUUCAGAUUGAGAACAUGUCGGACAGCGCCGACCUGUACAUCCAGAUUGUAGAGAAGCCCGGUCCUCCCAUUGAUGUGCACGUCACAGACGUUUGGGGUUUCAAUGCCGCGCUGGAGUGGAAGCCGCCCAAAGACAACGGCAACUGCGAAAUCAUCGGCUACACCAUCCAGAAGGCCGACAUGAAGACCAAGGAAUGGUUCACGGUCUAUGAGCACAACCGCAGGCCCAGCUGCACUGUGUCUGACCUGGUCAUGGGGAACGAGUAUUCCUUUCGAGUGUUCAGCGAAAACAUCUGUGGCCUCAGCGACUCGGUCGGCAUCAGCAAGAACACCGCCGUCAUCGCCAAAACAGGGCUGACGUAUAACCCGGCGCCGUUCAAAGAGAAAGACAGGAGCAGCUCCCCCAAGUUCAUCACGCCCCUGGUGGACAGGUCCGUGGUCGCAGGCUACAGCGCCGCCAUCAGCUGCGCCGUCCGCGGCUACCCCAAGCCCAAGAUCAUCUGGAUGAAGAACAAAAUGAUCAUCGGCGAGGACCCCAAGUUCCUGAUGCAGAACAACCAGGGCGUGUUGACCCUGAACAUCCGCAAGCCGAGCCUGUUCGACACGGGGAAGUACACCUGCCGGGCCGUCAACGACCUCGGCGAGGACGAGGUGGAGUGCAAGCUGGAGGUCCGAGCCGUACAAGAGAAAGGAGAGGAGGAGAAGAAAUGAGCGACAACACGCAACAGCGGAGGAUACAGUCGAACAGGAAUCGUAAUGGAUUAUGUGUAACGGGAUAGUCAUGAAUAAAUAUGAUUAGAAUAGAUCAUUGGUGAAGCUCUAAAGCCCCCCCUCCCUCCGCACCCACCCCUCCACACCUCCAUGUAUGCUUUCCUCUCACCGCUGCUAUGACGAAUGCUACAUCAGUAAUGUACCAUAAAUUAUUACAGCAAGCUGCCGCCUUGUCACAGCCUAAUUGAGAGUAGCUAGCGUGCGCUGUUACUGUUACCGCAUGCAGACGGAUCCCCUGUUAUCUGUGA